This is a messenger RNA of Myotis myotis, 12212 nucleotides long. RefSeq names its product zinc finger protein 236 (gene ZNF236). Bases 1165 to 6873 code for a protein of 1902 amino acids. Lineage: Eukaryota; Metazoa; Chordata; Mammalia; Chiroptera; Vespertilionidae. Gene Ontology annotation, cellular component: nucleus. The transcript has 32 exons. Gene Ontology annotation, biological process: regulation of transcription by RNA polymerase II. The record is from RefSeq and is a predicted model, not a curated record. Gene Ontology annotation, molecular function: DNA-binding transcription factor activity, RNA polymerase II-specific; RNA polymerase II cis-regulatory region sequence-specific DNA binding.
GCGGCUGGCGGGCUGGCGGGGCGGGGAGCCGGGGUGACAGCCGCGGCCCUUGGUCUCCCCAGGCCACAGGGCCGCACCAGGCUCCCCGCCUCUGGGACGUGCAGUCCUGAGACCGACGCGCCAGGGCAUAGGCGGAGCCCGGUUGUGGACUCUGUGCCCCUGUCCUGCAGGAGGGAUGCUCAGGCUCCCGGAGCACAGGCGCAGGUGGGGGCUGACGCGCACCUAGCCCAUGCUCUCCCUGAGGCCCUCAGGGAAGGGGGUGCAGUGCAGAUAGGGGAGUUAGGGACACGCUGUGAAGGGCCAGGGUGCAGGCAUUCCAACCAGGACUGACCCUUCAUGUGGCCUCGAGCGUGGGCCACUGACCAUGUGCACAGCCGUACCUGGGUCAUAGUCACCCCACUUGUCAUUGGUGGUGGGUGGUGGCUGUUCAUUUACCUUAUCUUGUUAAUAUGCCUCCCGCCAGAAAUCGCAUCAGGCGCACUAUCUGGGUCACCUGGAAGAAGGCUCAGGACACAGAAGGACCCUCCUGUCCUACCAUGUGGCAUAGGCGGUCACCCGGUUUUCCACAGCGCCUGGCCCUGCCCACCUGGCUGUGGAGGCCUGGCAGGUCUGUGGCUUCACCGCAAAUGUGUAUUUCCCCGGCCCCUAUGCUUGCCACCUGGCAGUCAUAUGUCCCUCACGUGCACUUCUGUAGGAGCCUUAAUUGGUCUUUGCUCCUCUGUCCUGUCAGCCUCAGGGUCCCCUUAAAUGUAAAUCAGGGGCACACUUCCUGGUUAAAACUCUUGAAUGGAUUCCUCCACCCCUUGACCUUGAAAUCCAGGGGCCUCAGGGGUCCUAACUGCUGUGGCCUUGCCCAGCUCUCUUCUCAAGAGUCCCUUGUGGUCAGAUGCCACAGUGUUUCUGUGUCCCCGGCCUUGCUGUCCCCAUGCGGAGAGACUACCUCCCCUCUCCCGCUGUAGGUCUCAGUGCUUCCUGAGCUUUCCCUCUUACUGUUGCUCUGUCUACCACGGUGGUUCUCAAAGUGUGCUUCGGGGACCCCUGGGCGUCCCACACACUUUAGGGCUCUGCAAGGAAGGCAUUUUCACAGCGAUACUAAGACUGGCUUUGUGACUUGCUUCCCAUUUGCACUAAUCAUACAACAGCAAUGAGGUCUUAGCAGGAAUCAUGGCGGUGGUGGCACCAAACUGUGAGGCUGCAUUAUCUUCAUGUAUUUCACUCACAAACAGCAUGUUGCAACUGGAUGGAGUUUUAACAUUGAAUGCGGAGAACACUAAUUAUGCCUAUCAAGUUCCAAAUUUCCAUAAAUGUGAAAUCUGUCUACUGUCUUUUCCAAAAGAGUCCCAGUUUCAACGCCACAUGAGGGAUCACGAGCGAAAUGACAAGCCACAUCGCUGUGACCAGUGCCCCCAGACAUUCAAUGUUGAAUUCAACCUGACGCUGCACAGGUGUACCCACAAUGGAGAGGACCCGACCUGUCCCGUGUGCAACAAGAAAUUCUCCAGAGUGGCCAGCCUCAAAGCGCACAUCAUGCUGCAUGAGAAGGAGGAGAACCUCAUCUGCUCCGAGUGUGGGGAUGAGUUCACUCUGCAGAGCCAGCUGGCCCUGCACAUGGAGGAGCACCGCCAGGAGCUGGCUGGUGGCAGGGCCCACACCUGCAAGGCCUGCAGGAAGGAGUUCGAGACGGCAGCACAGCUGAAGGAGCACAUGAAGAAUCAUUACAAAAUUAGGAUGUCAAGUACGAGGUCAUACAAUCGGAACGUCGACAGGAGUGGAUUCACGUACUCAUGCCCGCACUGUGGGAAGACGUUUCAGAAGCCCAGCCAGCUCACUCGGCACAUCAGGAUACACACAGGUGAAAGGCCCUUUAAGUGCAGUGAAUGCGGAAAAGCCUUUAACCAGAAGGGGGCGCUGCAAACCCACAUGAUCAAGCACACAGGCGAAAAGCCCCAUGCCUGUGCCUUUUGUCCAGCUGCCUUUUCUCAGAAGGGGAACCUGCAGUCUCACGUGCAGAGAGUGCACUCGGAGGUCAAGAAUGGCCCUACCUAUAAUUGUACAGAAUGUAGCUGUGUAUUUAAAAGUUUAGGUAGCUUAAACACUCAUAUCAGCAAGAUGCAUAUGGGUGGGCCACAGAACUCCAUGGGCUCUGCAGAGACUGCUCAUGUUUUAACGGCCACGCUGUUUCAGACUUUACCUCUUCAGCAGACGGAAGCCCAGGUCCCGUCAGCUGUGAGCCAGCAGAGCUCACAGGCGGUGACUGAUGUCAUCCAGCAGCUGCUGGAGCUGUCAGAGCCCGUGGAGUCUAGCCCGGUGCCCCCGCCUGGCCAGCCUCUCAGCAUCACCGUGGGCAUCAGCCAGGACAUCCUACAGCAAGCCUUAGAAAACAGUGGGCUGUCUUCAAUUCCAGCUGCAGCACACCCCAGCGACGCCAGCCACCCCAAGAGCUCCACCGUGCAGGGUCAGGACCCGGAACUUCCCGAUGUGCCCAGUGAGCCAGCUGACCCUAUAGAUGCGGAGCCAGAGAAAGAACAGGAGAGCCCAGAGAAGCCGGACAAAAGGGAGAAGAAGCUGAUAAAGAAGAAAUCACCAUUUCUACCUGGGUCCAUCCGCGAGGAGAACGGGGUCCGGUGGCACGUGUGUCCCUACUGCACCAAGGAGUUCCGGAAGCCCAGUGACCUCGUGCGCCACAUCCGCAUUCACACGCACGAGAAGCCUUUCAAGUGCCCACAGUGCUUCCGGGCCUUUGCAGUGAAGAGCACCCUCACUGCGCACAUCAAGACGCACACGGGCAUCAAGGCCUUCAAGUGCCAGUACUGCCUGAAGAGCUUCUCCACGUCCGGGAGCCUCAAAGUGCACAUCCGCCUGCACACAGGAGUCAGACCUUUUGCUUGUCCUCACUGUGACAAAAAAUUCCGAACCUCGGGCCAUAGGAAGACACACAUAGCCUCCCACUUCAAACACUCGGAGUUGAGAAAGAUGAGGCACCAGCGGAAACCCGCCAAGGUUCGUGUCGGCAAGGCCAGCGCUCCAGUCCCUGACAUUCCUUUGCAAGAACCAAUCCUCAUAACCGACGUAGGUCUUAUCCAGCCCAUUCCAAGAAACCAGUUUUUUCAAAGCUAUUUUAAUAAUAAUUUUGUAAAUGAAGCAGAUAGACCAUACAAGUGUUUUUACUGUCAUCGUGCAUAUAAAAAAUCUUGCCACCUUAAGCAGCACAUCAGAUCGCACACAGGUGAGAAGCCGUUUAAAUGCUCUCAGUGUGGAAGAGGCUUUGUUUCUGCAGGAGUGCUCAAAGCACACGUCCGAACACACACGGGACUGAAGUCAUUCAAGUGUCUGAUCUGUAACGGAGCUUUCACCACUGGCGGCAGCUUGCGGCGGCACAUGGGCAUCCACAAUGACCUACGGCCCUACAUGUGUCCCUAUUGCCAGAAGACCUUUAAGACCUCCCUGAACUGCAAAAAGCACAUGAAAACCCAUCGCUAUGAGCUUGCUCAGCAGCUACAGCAGCACCAAGAAGCCGCCUCGCUGGACGGCAGUGCCGUGGACCAGCAGGGUGUGCACGUGACCACUCAGAUGCAGGUGGAGGUCCAGAGCGACGAGCUGCAGCCACCUGUGGACGCCGUCACUGCAAACCCUGAUGCCAUGCUCGACCUGGAGCCUCAGCAUGUCGUAGGUGCAGAAGACACGGGGCUGGGCCAGCAAUUGGCAGAGCCGCCUCUGGAGGCAGAUGAAGACAGGUUUGUGGCUCCGCAGCUACCAGGGCACAUGGACCAGUUUGAAGAGCAGGCUCCUCCGCAGCAGUCCUUCGAACCGGCUGGCUUAUCACAGGAUUUUACAGUAACGGAUACAUACAAUCAGCAGACUCAGUUUCCACCUGUGCAGCAGUUGCAGGAUUCUAGUACGCUGGAGUCUCAGGCCCUGUCCACAACUUUCCAUGAGCAGAACCUACUUCCAGUUCCCAGCUCCGAUCCUAUGAACGUGACGGCUCCUUUGAUUCAAGAGCCAUCCCAAGAGGAGCUCGACCUGCCGCCGCCACGCCGCCAAUUCCUGGAGGACAGUGAGGACCAGAGCCGGCGCUCCUACAGAUGCGAGUAUUGCCACAAGGGCUUUAAGAAAUCCAGCCACCUGAAGCAGCAUGUGCGCUCACACACGGGGGAGAAACCUUACAAAUGCAAGCUCUGUGGCCGCGGCUUCGUCUCCUCCGGGGUCCUCAAGUCCCACGAGAAGACACACACAGGAGUGAAGGCGUUCAGCUGCAGUGUUUGCAAUGCUUCGUUCACGACCAACGGCAGCCUCACCAGGCACAUGGCGACACACAUGAGCUUGAAGCCUUACAAGUGUCCAUUCUGUGAGCAGAGCUUCCGGACCACAGUCCACUGCAAAAAGCACAUGCGGAGGCACCAGGCAGGCCCCUCUGCCACAUCAGCGCCUGGAGAGCCCGAGGGAGGAGGAGAUAUAUGUAUGGAGGAAGAGGAAGAAAAUUCUGAAAGAAACGCAUCUAGAAAGGUUCGUCCUGAGGUCAUCACUUUUACAGAGGAGGAGACAGCGCAGUUAGCCAAAAUCCAGCCCCAGGAAAGCGCCACAGUGUCAGAGCAGGUGCUGGUGCAGUCGGCUGCCGAGAAGGACCGCAUCAGCGAGAUGAAGGACCGGCAGGCCGAGCUGGAGGCUGAGCCCAGGUUCGCCAACUGCUGCUCCUACUGUCCCAAGAGCUUUAAGAAGCCCAGCGACCUUGUCAGACAUGUUCGAAUCCACACGGGAGAAAAGCCAUACAGAUGUGAUGAGUGUGGGAAGAGCUUCACUGUGAAGUCCACCCUGGAUUGCCACGUGAAGACUCACACAGGUCAGAAGCUCUUCAGCUGCCACGUCUGCAGUAAUGCCUUCUCUACCAAGGGGAGUCUGAAGGUCCACAUGCGCUUGCACACUGGAGCCAAGCCCUUCAAGUGUCCACACUGUGAGCUGCGCUUCCGCACGUCUGGCCGGAGGAAGACUCACAUGCAGUUUCAUUAUAAGCCUGACCCCAAGAAAGCCAGGAAGUCCACACCACGCAGUGCGCCCGAGGGGCUGCAGCCCGCCAGCCUGCUGAGCCCGGGCUCUGCUGACCCAAAUUUGCUGAUCAUGAACAACUCGGUUCUGACUGGCCAGUUUGAUCCAAACCUGCUUCAGCCAGGACUAGUGAGCCAGGCCGUCCUCCCUGGCUCUGUGUCAGGUGGCAGUGACUGGACAGUGUCUCUGACGGAUGGGAGCCUGGCCGCCCUGGAAGGCAUCCAGUUACAGCUGGCGGCUAACUUGGUUGGGCCUAAUGUUCAAAUUUCUGGAAUCGACACCUCUGGCAUUAACAACAUCACAUUACAGAUUGACCCAGGUGUCUUGCAGCAAAGCUUACAGCCCACCAACCUGCUUGCUCAGCAACUGACGGGGGAGCCGGGCUCGACCUCACACAACAGCUCCCUUCAGACACCGGACAGCACGGUCCCAGCCAGUGUGGUCAUCCAGCCCAUCUCAGGCCUGUCCUUACAGCCCACGGUGACCUCUGCCAACCUGACCAUCAGCUCGAUGUCGGAGCAGGACUCUGUGCUGACCACCAGCACUAGUGGGACUCAAGACCUCACUCAAGUGAUGCCAUCACCAGGCCUCGUGUCCACCUCCAGUGGCCCCCAUGAGAUCACCCUGACCAUCAACAACUCCAGUCUCAGCCAGGUCUUAGCACAGGCUGCUGGGCCCACCACGUCAUCCUCAGGGUCCCCACAGGAAAUCACUCUGACCAUCUCUGGUCAAGACCUUAUUCAGCACAGUUCUGGUGGAAGCAGUGAGCUAAACGGGACAAUAAGAUUGUCCGGGGCUACGGUCAGUAAUCAGUCUGCAGGUGCCACCCUGACAAUCAGCAAUGACCAGCUUCUCACGCAGAGUGCAGCAUUGACCGCUUCAGAACUUAGCACUGCAGCCAGCAGCCUUUCUUCCACGGCUCCCGCAUCCCCGUCCGCCCUCUCUGCUCAGAACCUGGUCAUGUCUUCGUCAGGAGUGGGAGGCGAGGCCAGCGUCACCCUCACUCUGGCUGACACUCAGGGCUUGCUCUCAGGAGGACUGGACACGGUCACACUCAACAUAGCUUCUCAGGGUCAGCAGUUCCCAGCCUUGCUCACCGAUCCCUCCCUCUCAGGCCACGGAGGAGCAGGCUCACCACAGGUCAUCUUGGUGAGCCAUACCCCACAGCCAGGGUCCACUGCUUGUGAAGAGAUCGCCUACCAGGUAACUGACGUCUCUGCCCAUCUGGUCCCGGGCAGCCAGCCCGAGAAGGAGAGCCGGCAGCACCCUUGUGUGGAGUGUGGCCGCAGCUUCGCAUCGUCCGCGCUGCUGCUGCACCACAGCAAGGAUGCGCACGGCCGGGAGCGCAUCCACGUAUGCCCCGUGUGCAGCAAGGCCUUCAAGCGGGCCACCCACCUCAAGGAGCACAUGCAGACACACCAAGCUGGCCCUUCUCUAAGCUCGCAGAAGCCCAGAGUGUUUAAAUGCGACACCUGUGAGAAGGCCUUUGCCAAACCGAGCCAGCUGGAGCGCCACAGCCGCAUCCACACAGGGGAGCGGCCCUUCCACUGCACACUGUGCGAGAAGGCCUUCAACCAGAAGAGCGCGCUGCAGGUGCACAUGAAGAAGCACACAGGCGAGCGGCCCUACAAGUGUGACUACUGCGUCAUGGGCUUCACCCAGAAGAGCAACAUGAAGCUCCACAUGAAGCGGGCACACAGCUACACUGGAGCCUUGCAGGAACCCGCGGGCCCCCAGGAGCAGGGCACCGAGGAGCUGAGCCAGACCCUACAUCUGGAGGAGGUGGUGCCUGAGGCCCCUGGCGAGUGGCAGGCACUGGCCAAUGUCUUCUGAGCAGCCCAUGGCACCCUGGGACAUCUCUGAAGUUCUGUGCUGUGCAGAACGAAGCACUUGGAAUUUCUGUUUUGAAGCUUCAAGUGUUAAACAUGUUACCACAGUAGGUUUUUAGCUAUAAAAUUAUCUAAAGAAUCAUUGUCUUUCAGAGACUUAGGAAAAAAUCCGGGGAAAUGUAACUGCAUUGUUCUCAUUUGUCUACAAAAUCACUGAACUCAGGUACGCGACAGGCAGUUUCACCCUCUGCUCCGUGGCCAGUGCGUCUAGUUACACACAAGUUAACUGGAUCUUACUAUCAUUGUUGUGUGAUUUCUUUGUAUUACAAAGACAAGUUAACAUGGAAAAGGUCAUAUUUUCCUUCAUGCUUUAUGUUCUAAGAAGCAUAGCUUAUAAAACAAAUGUCAGGUAGGUGCACAAAGUCCAAAAAAAAUGUUAGACCACACAGGGAAGUUCCUUUUCUUUUCUCUGUGCAUUUUGAAGGUAGAAGAAACUGACUCUUUUUAGUCUGUAAGUUAAUAGAACGAAUACCUUGAGAAAUGGCUGGACCAGUUCUCUGCAUUAAAAUAUCUAAUCAUUAGUUAUCAGAAGGCAGCCUCUGAGCGUAAACCUGGGGAGCAGAGUAAACCCAACACACGGACAAGGACGACUCAGUCCGCAAGUGACGCUGCCCUGCCUCACCAGCGACAAGCAGGUCCACGGGCCAGAUCGUUGCAGGAAGUACAAGCCCUCCGUUGCCAACAGAAAGUGAGAAAGGAGCUUGGCCCUGCUCACCGAGACAUUAGGUCUAUCUGUAAUCGAAGGGCAAGAGCCCACCUGAGCCCGUGUUUUCCUACUCAUGCAUCAGCAGGUGUGUUUUUAUUUCAGGGAAUUCUUGUCUCAUCAAUGGUGCCACAUUCAACAUGUCCCACACCAAGCCCCCCGUGCCGGGGCGGCGUGUCCUUCCUGCAGCAUUCCAAAGAUGGAAAGUUCUCUCUCCAUGUGAAUUUCCCCUUUGAAGUUAUUUAUAUGUUCUAUAUAUAAGUGCAUAUGUACAUACAGAUAUAUGGGCCUCUGUGUGGCUGAACAGUAUAUUUUGUAAAUAUAAGCACUCGUCCCCAUUACAGAGAGAGCAUCAGCGCUUUUACCUCCCUCUGAGCACUUCAGACCAGUAUUGUGUUCAUUUUAUUAAUAAAUGGGUCUCUUUUUCAUUGUAACACAGAGCUGGGCUGUUUUUAUUUUUCUGAAAAAUAACUGCCUUUAUGUUCUCUCAUUUCUUCUCUGGUUUCAGAGGGCAGUUUAUUAUACUGUAAAUAGUGUACGGACUUUGUAUAUUAAGAGAGGAACUCAUUUCAGGUUCCUGAAAAAAAGAGACAUUUCACUCUUAUUUUUUUGAAAGAGCAUCUUUUGAUUUUUUUUGUUUUUGUUCACUUUUGGAUAUGUAUAUAAGUAACAUGGUGAUAUAAAAACUUUUGUUAUGUGAAAAUAUUUAAGUCAGAAAACUGUUAAAUAAUACUUUUUUUUCAAACUGUGUUGUGUAUUGUAUAUUUUUUUAAGGGGAAAAAGCCUUAUUUGACUUAUUCUUGUGAUGCUGGACUUAUUAUAUAUCUUGAGGUUUUCCUUGAAUGUUGGUGUGUGUACCUGGCUGUAGUCAGUGUAUUCAGAAUAAUGUAAUUUUGCCAGAGUUUUAAAGGUUUUGCUUCUAAUGCACUUUCUUUUAUAAUUUUGUAUUAAAAUAUUUUAGAAAUGUUCAUUAAUUUUGGUAAACAAAAAUCCCAAGUUGCAGUUAUUGGAAUUUAAAAAAUUUUGUUCUUGCUAGUUUAUUUAUUUUGUUUUUAGCAUUAAAUGUCAUCUCAGGACAAUCUCUAAGAGGGAUUUAUUUAAUUCUUAAUUGUACUCAAGCACAGCCCUGAACUCUGUACCACGAGAAUCUAAAACUACUACUACUUUGGUUAAAGAAAAAGAAAAAACCCUAUCAACAAUUCGUUUUGUGAGUGUUCUCAGUUUAUUAGCAAGCAAACACAAAAUAUUAGUGUAUUACUUUGAUUCACUUUCUAAUUAUAAAAGCUGCUUCUUUGCAAAACAUUCCUUGAAAAGAUAAGAUUUUGUAAAGACAGUUUAUGGAACCCUGGGUGGAGUGCAGGUUGCUCUUUAUGACUUAGUGGCCGAUGAAGUCUUCUGACGAGAGAUUUCCAGCCUUGCACAGCCAGGACCUUGAGGAUAGAUAACAGCAUCUUCAGAGAGAUCUCAUCUUAGCAGAUCUCUUUUGGCAGAACAAUAAAUAAAACAUGAAGUUAGGAAGUGGGACCCAUUUUUCCCUUUAGAAUAUUUAAUAUAAGGAAGUUUGGCACAUGAAUUCAUUCCAAGUUCAGAUAGUUUUUAACAGAAAGGAACUUUGACACUUUCCUUUCCCUCUGUGAACCCAGACAGUGAACGCUCACCGGUGCCAGGUGGCCGGGUCUGCCCGAGAGCUGGGUGCGUUCCUGUGACGCCAGGUCUCAGGAGGAACCCUGUGUGCAUGGAAUCCCAGUCAUUAGGUUAUUCCCAUAGAAUGUCAGUGGCUUAGGACGAAAGCAUCCUUUCAGAAAUGGAAACUCCAGUGCCCUUGCCCACACAGGGUGCACUGGUCCACACGCGGUGCCCUUGCGGCUGGCCUUUUGCCUCAGUUACACCCAUUGGUGCUUGCACGGGUGUGAAAGGAGACCCCGCCCACCUGGAUGUUGCCUGUGGCCCAUCAGGUCAGUGGGAGGCUCAUCGGCUGCCCAUGUCCUCUGGCCAUGUGUCCCUGAGGGGACGGAGAACACCUGUCCUCACAAGGAGUACCAGUGGUCCUCCCCAUGGCGAAAUUCCAGUGCCAGCCAAUUGCAGCAUUUAACUAGGGAAACUUUCUUUAGGAUAUUUUGUACUCUGCCCAUUGUCAUUUUUAAGAAAAUGUGAGUUUUUGUUUUACGAUUAUAACCAUUGUUCUCUGACGUCUAACCUCUUACGUAACAUUUAUGUGCAAGAGAUGUGCGUUUUAGUCCAGGUCUGAGGCUCUGCACAGUAAGGUGCAUUUCCCUUCUUCACGUGGAUUCCCUCUGCAGAAGAAUAUUUUAACUUAUGAGGAGACGCAUUUUUUAACAACAAAAAAACUGAUCCGUUGGAUUUACGUAAGUGAAACCUUUUUAAGAAAACAUGUAAGAUAUAUGGGACUGUUGUCUGGUUACAUUUUUAGAGAGAUCUCAUGCCUUCUCUGCAUACUCUCCCCCCAACCCCCGCCUAGAAGUUUAUUUCAAAGUCAAUACGCUAGCUACUCUUCCCCCUACCACCAAGAAAAAAUCCAAGGGUCAGUUGUUGCUAAUUUCUUUUUUCUAGACUCUCUUGUACAAAGUGAGGCAGAGAUGACAUUAUACAGUUGAUACUUGUGAACCUAGAGGUCUUCUCAUUUUGCCACUUAAUCUCAUGUAACGUAGGUAAUUUGGAGUUUGUAGAAUAGAAUUUCAGAAGUGUCUGCAUAUACAUGGGGCCUCCAUGUCUUUACCUUAUUCUAGUGAAAAUCAACAUUUUAAAAUCUAAUGGCAUCUUCUUCGUUGUUUAAAAAGUGGGGCGGCAGACUUUUGAUUACAGUUAGAAACCCUGCAUGUCCCUCUUAAAGAGGCAGCCUCUGCCUUGGGGAGGUUUCUAAGCAAGUGUCACGCUUGGUCAGUGCUGGUCUCAUCGAAUGUACGCGCUUCCUCAGUCAUACCAGCGAGCCCACACUCAUCCUCUCACACCCACCGCUUUAUAUGGGUGCCUGAUGCAAUAGUUCAGCACUAACACUGAGCACCAAGUGGCCGCAUCAGCGGCAGGAGCAGUGGGCAGUCACUUCGAGGCUUUGCCGUUUGACCAUGUUUAUGUGUACUGCUUACAGCAUGAUGACUUCUGUGUUCAGUCAAGAUUUGUAAUCUAUUUGACCAAUUCUAAAAUGACAAAGUGAUUCACUCUUGAUUCACCACUAAAGAAAAUUUUUAAUUUAUUUUUUUCACAAAAGAAAUACUUUUUUUUAUCUCCAACAUGUUUCAUGGUCUACUUAUACAUUGGAUGAUACUGAUUUAAUCCAAUUUUGUAUUAGAAAUGGAUAGUUAUGCCAAAGGCCACUGUGCUGGGUUUAGGAGUAAUAAAAACAGUUUUGGUAAUAUUUUAAAACUCCUGUACAUGUACUUAUUUGGGCUCUGGAUGAGUUAUAAUAGUUGCAAGAUGGACAUUUCUCUAGGUAGCGUUUUCCACAGCGCCAGCACACAAUGGCGCUGAAUUCACAGUUCAGAUGCGUGGGGUGUGGACUGUGCGGGGGUGUCUCAUUUUCUAUCCCUGAGAGUAUUUUAUACUCUCGCUUGUACAGUAUUUGAGGGUGAGAUGAAAUGAAAUGAAUCAUUAUAUCAGUUUAUCCAUUUCAAACUUUUAGAAGCUGGUGGUUUAUAGAGUCAUUAUCUUGUUGAGAUAGUAAAUGAAGGACUUUUGUCCUGGUUCCCUUUGUUUCUAGCACAGAGUAGGGACUCCAUACACUUUUGGAGGAAAGUGAUGUGACUGGACUUUCUCAGGCUGGUAAGAAGGCUUUGCCCCACCUCGUUGCCUGUUUGUGGGGGGAUUGCUCUAAUCAUUUUUAAAUAUGGGGGUGGUGGGAUGACACUAUUUCAGGUGAUCAGAUUAUGGGAAAUGUACUCCCUCUACAGUGAAUUGCUCAAUUACCUAAAGUGCUUCUCCCAAUGAAUUUUCCAGAAUACUUGGCUCUCUUGUGAGAUUGUUUGCAUUUAAACACAAAGGCGUGACUUGGCCCAGCAUCUUGUGCAAAUCUGAGACGUGAGGUGACUUGGAACCUCGGGUUAGCUGAGCCCUGGCACCGACCAUUUAUAAAUUAAUUAUUUCUGCAUAAUUUCCAAAUUCCUUCGUCCUAGGAGGUUUGGGUAGAGAAGUAAAAAGGAAGAGUGUUGUUCAGUAUUGGCUUGGAGUCCCUCAGCCCCACGAUGGGGCUGCCUGCCCCUGAGGCAGACACGGGCUGGGGGCCCUGCCAUUAUCCUGCCUGGAGCUGCCCUUGCUGAAUUUCACAGAUGCACAGAGUUCGACAACACUGCUAUUGAGACAGAAAGGAACCCAUGGUUUUGUCAAAAGCAAAGCAAAAUAAAAAAUCAUUUUAGUGGAUCUUUUUGAAAGAGAAUUCUUGUAACCCAACCCAACUAUACACAUUCCCAAAAUCACUUGUUGUCAAUGUCUCUGCAAGAUAAAAUGUGGUAAAAAGUAAUUUGUCAGAGAUUCCUUACUUCACAUGAGCAUGGUGCUCACUGGUAAAUGCAGUAAAAGAUGGUUUAGCCAGGCCGGUGUGGCUCAAUGGUUGAGCGUUGACCUAUGAA